GGCUCUGGUGUCCCGCCUGAGUUCCAGCCUCGCUGAGCCGGUGCCCCCAAGAGCUUCCUGCCGUGCCAGCCUCCCCGAGCACUGACCAUGUCUAUUAUGGACCACAGCCCCACCACGGGCGUGGUCACGGUCAUCGUCAUCCUCAUCGCCAUCGCCGCCCUGGGGGCCCUGAUCCUGGGCUGCUGGUGUUACCUGCGGCUGCAGCGCAUCAGCCAGUCGGAGGACGAGGAGAGCAUCGUCGGGGAUGGCGAGACCAAGGAGCCCUUCCUGCUGGUGCAGUACUCGGCCAGGGGACCGUGUGUGGAGAGGAAGGCCAAGCUGACCCCCAAUGGCCCGGAAGUCCACGGCUGAGCUGGGACGCGGGGGCUCCUGGGCCUGUUUGCAGCCAGCCAGGAGGUGCGAAACCACGGACAUGCCGCCGUUUGAGAGCAAGGCUUGACACUGCUGGCAUGGCCUUGCAGGCUUCUUCAUCGCAUGCACUGACUCUCGGGCUCCCAGCUGUCCCCAGCCGGGACUCGGUGGCCCUGGGCGUGCCCUCAGCCUCCUGCUGGGGCUGCCCAUUGCAGGCAGUGGGCAGGCCUGACCUUGCGGGGGCUCACGGCCCCAUAGCGCUUUCGUUACUUGAAUGUUUAGCUGAGCCUGUUUUUGAUGGAGCUACUACUGUAAGGUGUGAACUCACAAACCUGUGAACUGUAAAUAGGCCCCCGAAGCACGUCCUUAAGCCUUUUUUGCUGAUUUUUUAAAACAUUGUAUAGAGCACAUGGGACUGACCGACCGGACUCACGAUGGCUGUGGGGGAGGGUCUCAGACACUUGGCGGGGCCUCUAAUGUAUAUAACACGUGCGUGUGCAUGCAGAGGACGUGAGUAUCAGUGUCAGGUCUCACGGCCGCCCAGAGGGGGUGCUCUGGGGAUUUCUGCUUGGUUAGCAAUGGAUGAAAGAAGAACCACGCCCCCUCGUUCUCUAGGUAGACUCGGUUGGUCGGUGGAUUCCAGUUCCUGUUGAUAGUGGAGUUAUUGCAAGGAAGCUGCUGCGGCUGCCUGGGAGCCGGUGAAGGACGAGUCAGGGCACGAGUCCCGAUGGCUGCCAGGCGUCCUAGUGGCAGAGCAGUUUCUUGCCCCUUUGGUCUUGAGCAUGCUGAGCACUCCCCCGGCCCAGUCCCCACCCGCUGCCCCCACCGGGCGGUACAGAGUGCAGGCUCCGCUACAAACCCCAAAGCCCGUGGAGACGACCUUUCUCUGAAACCCAGUUGGCCCAGGAAAGAGAAAAUUGUGCUUUUUGGUUGUUGUUGUAUUUAACAUUUUCUGCACUGGAGGGCAGGGGGAGGGACUCUGAGGGUUUUCCGCCCCCCUUCCCUUUCUCACAAAUUAGCUUCCUUCCUUCUCAGAUUGCCACCCACCUGCUGGAUUUCGCUUUCCUCAGCGGGUCACCUGGAGGAGAGUCCCCUGACCCCGCUCUAGGAGCACCGAGCCUGUGCCCGUGCACGCGGGGGGCCCCAGGUGGCUCUGACAGCCGCGCUUGGUGGGCUCCGGGGAUGCAGGAGGAGAGUGGGUUUCAGGCCCGGGACUUGGUUUUCGCCCAGACGAGGAGUUGGUGGCUCUAGGCCGGGCCAGCGUCCCACAGCCUGCAUCUCCAGGGGGACCCUUUGUGUGCUUCAGUGCCCUCGCCUGGAUUAGCCCCACCACUGGAGGCACAUCCUGAGCUACCCUGACCCAACGGGACUUGUGUGGGCAUCCUUGGUGACAAACGGGGACCAGCCCCGGCUUGGCCUAGGAGCGCCGGCUCUCAGCACGGCCAGGGAGCCCCAGGGUGGCUCGUGGCUACCCCGCCCCCCUCCCCCUCCAAGCUCCAGCCUCCGGGUCCGGCUGAAGCCCACUCCUCUGGCCUCAUCCGGGUCUCCUCUAAAAAGCAUGUUGAACUAAUGUCCUUUCUAGAACCCCGAGGAGGGGUCUUAGGGACCACUUAUUUAGCAGCAUCCACCUAAAGUGGGGGUCAAACAGGAAGUAACAGCUUGGGGAGGGGAGGGGCUGCUAGGGAGGAAUCUGAGCUGAGGGCAGGAGCGAGGGACCACGAUGGGCUAGAGGGGCCCUUAGGGGGCAGCUGGCAUCAAGACAGGAGAGGAAAGGUCUUUGGCCCCUAACUGGGCAUGGGCAAGCGCGAGACCAACAGAGGCCUGCGGGCUGGAGUGGGGGACGGGGUGCGGGUGGGGCAGGGCGGCAGGAGUCCCAGAGGUGCCGACUGGAAGAUGGGGAGCAGCUCUGCUCUCUAAUGAAGGCGGCUCAAGAGGCACGUGGGAGCUCUAGGGUCUUGGACCCAUUCCCCUCGCCUUCCAGAACUUCCGAGCCUUCUACCUCUACUUUCCGCAGGCAGCAGCACCCCCUAGGAUGUGUGCCCACCCAGUACCUGAGGAGCCCCUGGGACUUGCAUUUUCUGUCUCUGAGCCUGGCCCGGGAAAGGACCAUGGCUUGGCCGUCACGCUUGCCCUGAGGUCUUUACUGGGCCAGUGAGGUUUUGGUUUUGAAAUGAUGAAACGUCACUUUCUCCUCCGUUUCUCUUCUCCAGGUCCCUUCUCCCCCUGCGCGGUUGUCGGGACGACGCCUCUGCAGCUUGCAGCAGGCCCGUGGGUGUGGUGGCAGUGCUGGGUCACAGGCGUGGAGGGGCACUCACGGGGUCUCCGGGAGUGGUCGUGAAACUGCCUGUAGAACUGGUGAAUGGCCACAUAAUCGGUUUCACUGUUCCUGUUUAUCAAUAGCUACUUUUUAUAGCAUCGACACCAGAGCCGCACACUCAAAUGGCUUAGUCAAGUUAUGGCCUCUCAUUGAAUUCGCUCUGAAUAGCCUGACUGUUGCGUUUAAGUUUUCUGACUAGUCAGGCAAAAUUAAUCUUUCAUCCUCCGUGUCAUCGCAGAAGCGCCAGGAGGGGGAACGGGGAGACACACUGACACUGAGCCACCAAAACAGGGACCGAUUUUUCAGACAGAUCUUCAAGUGGCCUGUGCUACUGUUUUGUCUCAAAGCUAUCAACUCCGUGCAAUAAGUGCAAGGGAUGUCAUCCCUGUUCAAUAAAAGCUGAGUGACAUUCAAACUGA
Equus caballus (horse) is the source of this 3087-nucleotide messenger RNA. It is a transcript of the gene SNN, whose product is annotated as stannin. The record is from RefSeq and is a predicted model, not a curated record. Gene Ontology annotation, cellular component: mitochondrial outer membrane. Lineage: Eukaryota; Metazoa; Chordata; Mammalia; Perissodactyla; Equidae.